ACUUAUUUCUUAGUUUUUUUAUAUUUUUCUGUGUCGUCGUCUUCGGAAACUUUGAAGCGACAGAAAAGAAACUGGAUCAUUGACUCCUUCACCAUCGACGAAGGCUACAGCGGAGUCUUCCCCUACGUGCUGGACACUGUGAGUAUAGAACCGGAGAAACUCACUUUUUUCAAGAUAUUCGGCCAAGGCGUUGAUCGUGACCCCAAAGGCUUGUUAGCAAUCGACAGGGUCACGGGCCAGAUCACGGUGCACCGGGCCAUCGACUAUGAGGAGUACCAAAUUCUAAAGCUGGACUUCCAGGCAUUGGACCAAGAAAGCGACGUGGUCGACACCCAGCUGGGCAUUGAGAUAUUGAUUAUCGACGCCAACGACAACGCUCCACUGUUUGAACGUGACGUUUACCAUUUCCACCUGAUGGAGGCAACAUUACAAGGCAUCGAAGAGAUUAAGAUUAUGGCAACGGAUAAAGACAGAAGCAAGAAGUUUAAUACAUUUGAUUUACGAAUAGUCUCGGUCCAUCCCAAGCCUUUUGAUCUGGAGUUCUUCUUAAUCCAGCACGUUCAAAUUGGAACCAUUUCCUUUAAAGGGUGUCUGGACCACGAGAAAGCAGAUAAAUACACCAUUAUAGUGGAGGCCAAAGACCAUGGAGAGGGGAAGCAGCUGUCCAGCUCCUGCACUGUCAUAGUCCACAUAGAAGAUGGAAAUAACCAUAUCCCUGUGAUCACGGGACAAACAGGGUCAGGGAGAGUGAAAGAAGGAGAGGAAAAUGUUCUCGUUAAUCGUCUGCAAGUGAAGGACAACGACAGCAGAGGUACGGCGGCCUGGAGGGCCCAGUAUCAGAUUCAAGGAGACACGUACUUCAGAAUCACAACCGACCGUGAGACCAACGAAGGACUGCUGUAUGUGACGAAGCCUCUGGAUUACGAGGACGGUUCCACGAAGAACGUGACCAUCAGCGUCCUGAACGAGAUCCCCUACCAACUGUGUCAGGUGGAGCACCGCAGCGCCACUGGCCUCUGGGACGUGACCAUCGGAGGCCGUGAGACAGUCGCCGUGCGCCGCCACCAGGUGACGGUGACCGUGGAGGACGUCAACGAGCCGCCGUUCUUUGACCCGCCGAAAAAACGGGUCACGCAGAGCGAGAACGUGGAGGUCGGAAAGUACCUGGCGACAUUUACAGCUAAAGACCCCGACGUCGCCAUGGCCAACACACUUGUUUACAUAAAGGGAGACGAUCCGGCCAAUUGGGUUGCGGUGGACCGCGAGACCGGAAAAAUAACCACCGCCAAGCUCAUUGAUCGAGAGUCGACCUUUGUGAAAGACAACGUCUACCCGGUCACAGUGUGGGCUGUCGACGAUGGUCAGCCUCCAAUGACCGGCACCGCCACCCUGGAGAUCCACAUCACGGACGAGAACGACCACGUCCCGUCCCUGAGCCGGAGCGCCGUAGACGUGUGCCAGUCGGACGGCGUCUCGCUGGCCAACAUCACGGUCGAGGACUUUGACGAAGAGCCCUACGGCGGCCCGUUCGUCUUCAGGCUCCCGGACCAAGAGAAGGGCAAGUGGAAGCUUGACCCCGCGCAAGGGUUUUCCGUCAACCUGGUGAAGGAGCCCGCGGUUCACUCGGGACAGUACGAGCUGCUGCUGGAGGUGAUGGACCUCCAGGGAACGAAGGUCACGCACAACCUGCUGGUCACCGUGUGUCGCUGCGAAGACGCCGCGAGGCCGAACUGCGGCGUCCGCCGAGUCGCCGGCGCCGCGGUCGGAGGCAGAGCCCUCGGGGUGGUUCUGGUCGGCAUGCUGCUGCUGGCGGGUGUUCUACUUUUGGCUUUUCUGGUGUCGUGUAAGAAAAGGAUCAAAGAGGUCACAGACGAUGACACACACCAACAGCUGAUGCAGAGUAACAUUGAGCAACCGGGAACUGACUGCCAAACUUUGAACAGACGCAGUACAUAUUCAUCAAAUCAAGAGAUCGCGACGCACGAGACGAUGCUGCUCAACGCGCUGAACAAGCACGAGGCGGCGGGAGAGGAGCUGGGUGAUUACGCUCCUCGCGUGUACGCCGAGGAGGGAGUCGAGGGGAGCGACUUUGAGCUCGACGCCAUCUCCAUCCCGACCGUUCCCUUCGACCCGGAAGUGGACGCGUACCUGGCUCCCAAGUUCUAUACUCUGACCUCCAUCUGCAUGCCUGGCGGGCAGGGAAUACCCUCCCCGAUAACGUACGAGGGGACUGGGGGAGGUUCCCGGGAGGAGAACAUCUUGCUGGAGGCCGAGAAUGCGGAGACCACAGGGAAUAUAUUCACGUCUCCCACAGAGUCCUUAAGGAGAGGAACACACCAGCUGGGCGAUCUCUAA
Messenger RNA from Pseudoliparis swirei, 2355 nucleotides. RefSeq names its product cadherin-2A-like. Gene Ontology annotation, molecular function: calcium ion binding; cadherin binding. The transcript has 15 exons. The record is from RefSeq and is a predicted model, not a curated record. The annotation marks the transcript as partial. Gene Ontology annotation, cellular component: adherens junction; catenin complex; plasma membrane. Lineage: Eukaryota; Metazoa; Chordata; Actinopteri; Perciformes; Liparidae. Gene Ontology annotation, biological process: cell-cell junction assembly; calcium-dependent cell-cell adhesion; homophilic cell-cell adhesion.